AUGUCUAAUUUGAUCAGGUUGCAGCGGGAGUAUGUGUUGAGCACGAUAGACUCUAUAGAGACUGAUCAUGGGCUGAAGUUUCUUGUUAUUGAUGCGGAGGUGAAGCGGUUCUUUGAUAUGCUGAACCUGACUGAGCGGGAGCUGUUGAGCCAUGUGACUUCUGUGGAUUUCAUUGAUUCCAAGUCGCGGAAGGGGCAGCCUGGAGUGUCCGCUGUGUACAUGUUGAAAGCGACGCAGUUCAACAUCAAUUGCAUGGAUGUGGACUUCCAGAACAGGCCCCCCAAGUAUAAGAACGCCCAUGUGCUCUUUCUCGUUGGUAUUGGCGGGACUUUGUCCGAGUUUUACAGGAGCAAGCGAUUUGUCACCCAGUUCACCAGGUCUGUGAAGAUGCUUAAUAUGAACUUCAUGGUUAAGGAAUCGCAGUACUUUCAGGCGUAUGAUAUAGACAAGCCCUUGCAGCUAUUGUUUAACCCCAAUUGUAGGGACCUGAUUGACGAUGUGGUCGAGAGAACGGUACGAGCAUUACUGACCAUGUGUGUCAUGACGGGAGAGUACCCAAUUGUCAGAUAUUACAACACUGGUCUCUGCAGAAGGAUCGCCACCGAUUUCCAGGAGUCUCUAGAUGAUCACGCCAGAAACAACGAGGAUUUCUUUACAGAUAACUCGAGACCAAGGUCAGUUAUGGUAAUCGCAGACAGAACAGUGGACAUGUUUGCACCAUUCUUACACGAGUUUACAUACCAGGCAAUGGCUUAUGACCUUUCGGAUAACAUCACUGCCUCUGACGACAUAUACACGUACGAAGUUGAAAAUGAAGCCGGGGAGAAACAGGUAAAGAAGACACCGCUGCUUGACAUAUAUGAUGAAGACUGGGCGCAGACAAAGCAUCAACAUAUCACCGAUGUGCUUAAAUAUGUAGACGGUAAAAUUAAUGAACUGAUUGCCCAGAACCCCAAACUGGUAGACAGGUCGAAGGCCAAGAAUGCUGCUGAUUUGGGUCUGAUCCUUGCACACCUAAGUGGGUUUGACGAAGAGAGAAGAAGAUAUGCAGCGCACAAGGAGCUGGUCACCGAAUUGUUGCAGAUCAAUUCCCAGCGGAAACUUGCCGAAUGGGCGCAUAUUGAGCAAAACAUCGCCGGUUUCGGUCUAGAUGCUCAAGGGCAUAAGUGCAAACAUUUAACAGAUGAACUUAUAGAGGUAUUAGCUAGGAAAGAACCCGACACUUUGGACAAGAUCCGUUGUAUUAUAUUAUAUGCUAUAUUCAGGGGUGGUUUGAUAGAGCUUGAUUUUAUCAAGUUGUUAACGUUUAUCGGUGUAAACGAGGAGCAUGAAUUCUUCCAUAGCUUUAUGAUCCUUUUCAAGAACAUUGGCAUGCUGGGCAUUAACAUCAUCAAAGAAGAUCCUAAGACCAAACCAUUCAAGAAAGUUUGGUUUAGCGACACAAUUAUAGACGACCCUAAUGUGUUUGACACUUCUAGGUAUAUUCCCGCUGUCGGUAACAUCUUAUCUAAGAUCAUCACAAAUCCGUUACUGCUAGAUGAAGAGUCCUUCCCAUAUGUGAAGGACAAGCCUAUCGAACUUCUUGAUGAGGAAGAGUUAGGAGAAGGUCCACAUUUGGCCACACAGAAUUCUACUUCGCUGAGAAAAACGCGGCACAGAGCUAACUGGACCAAGAGAAAUGAGCCUGUCGACAGGUCUCCACGCCAACGUUUCUUCUUUUACAUGGCUGGUGGUAUUACCUAUAAUGAAAUAAAAUCUGCAUAUGAUCAGUCCUUACUGAAGAAUAAGGAUGUCUUCAUUGGUAGUGACGGUAUUUUCACGCCCAGAUCAUUUAUGAGAAGUAUAGAGAAGUUGGAUGCCCCAAGGGAAGAGCUUCACCUUAACGACGACAAGAAGGUAAAUGACAGGCCACCGGAGUUCUUAUUCCAGGACAUUGCCCCUACUAUUGAGAGGCCAACGCAUGUGCAGAGAGUUCCGAUCCAUCCCGACCAGUCCAAACAGCAACUGACACCUGAAAAACCCCAGGAGCCGUCCAGUCCUAAGAAGAAGAAACGCAGUAAAUUCAACCUUUUCAAGAAAAAGGAUAAAUAG
Nakaseomyces glabratus is the source of this 2091-nucleotide messenger RNA. It is a transcript of the gene SEC1, whose product is annotated as Sec1p. Gene Ontology annotation, biological process: vesicle-mediated transport; intracellular protein transport. NCBI's taxonomy places the organism in Eukaryota, Fungi, Ascomycota, Saccharomycetes, Saccharomycetales, Saccharomycetaceae. Gene Ontology annotation, molecular function: syntaxin binding. Gene Ontology annotation, cellular component: secretory granule; plasma membrane. The record is from RefSeq and is a predicted model, not a curated record.